This is a messenger RNA of Lactuca saligna, 2141 nucleotides long. NCBI's taxonomy places the organism in Eukaryota, Viridiplantae, Streptophyta, Magnoliopsida, Asterales, Asteraceae. The record is from the annotation of a GenBank genome assembly.
AUGUCAGGGCAUACCGUGCGGGAGUGUGUGUACAAGUUCUGCAAAACGAUCUGUUUAGUUUAUGGGCAACAAUAUUUACGCAAACCAACUAUCAACGAUAUCCACCAAUUGUACACGGUGCAUGAAGGCAAGCACGGAUUCCCUGGAAUGCUAGGUAGUAUCGAUUGCAUGCAUUGGAGUUGGUCAUUAUGCCCCAAUGCAUGGAGUGGUCAGUACAUGAGAGGCGACCACAAAGAGCCGACGAUCAUUCUAGAGGCUAUCGCAUCACAUGAUCUUUGGAUAUGGCAUGCAUUCUUUGGUCCGGCUGGUGCAAACAAUGACAUCAAUGUGCUAGACCAGUCGUCGGUAUUCAACGAUAUCUACCUUGGAAAGUCGCACGAUGUACAUUUUCAAGCAAAUAGGGUAGCAUAUAAGCUUGGAUACUAUCUUACUGACAGUAUAUAUCCUCCCUUGUCUGUUUUUGUGAAAUCGUUUACAUGUCCUAACAACCAGAAAAUGAAAAAGUUUAAAGAGGCGCAAGAGUUAGCUAGGAAGGAUGUGGAGCAAACAUUUGGUGUACUUAAGAGACGUUGGCAAGUACUAACUGUCGGGGCAAGGUCAUAUGAGGUGAAAAGGGUGAAUAGAAGAGAAGUACACAAUCACGACAUUCAUCACGCCCUUCGUGCUGAUUUGGUGGAGUACAUUUAUAGGGCUCAUAUUCAGCCCCCGUUAGAGUUUCAUCGCGGUGAUUUGUUGGACGAAUCAGACGAGGAUUCUGAUAUGUUCGUUGAGAGUGAAGAUUUCGACAACGAGAGCGACGCUAGGAGAAUGAUGAAGACGAUCAAGACGAUGACGAGGACGAUGAGGGCGAUGACGAACAUGAUGAUUCCAAAUUCCAGUCGGAACAACAACAAUCCACUCGUUCUUUUGAUGGCCAGCCCAUUGGUAGCAACUGGCGGUGCUGCGAACAAAAUAGUCGUUAUUGGCGGUGGAGUUGCCGGCUCCUACAUUGCUAAAUCGCUCCAGUUUCAUGGCAAUGUAACACUAAUUGAUCCGAAGGAGUAUUUCGAGAUUCCAUGGGCAAGCUUGAGAGGAAUGGUGGAACCAACUUUUGCGGAGAGAUCCUUAAUCCAGCACAAACGUUACCUAACAUCAUCUCGUCUCAUCGUCUCCAAUGCUAUCGGCAUAUCUGAUUCUGAAAUCCUCUUAUCAGAAGGUCGACCGAUCCCGUAUAAUUAUCUCGUUAUUGCUACAGGUCAUGACGAUCAAGUACCAAAAACUAGAUCGGAGAGACUGAAACAAUACCAAUCAGAAAAUGAAAAAAUAAAAGCUGCGGCAUCGAUUUUGAUUGUUGGAGGUGGGCCGACCGGAGUAGAACUUGCCGGAGAAAUUGCAGUUGAUUUCCCGGAGAAGAAGAUAACGUUGGUCCAUAGCGGCUACAGGUUGCUAGAAUUUCUUGGACCAAAAGCUUCUAAGAAGACAUUAGAUUGGCUAAAAUCAAGGCAUGUUGAAGUGAAACUUGAUCAAACUGUGAAUGUGGAGGAUUGUAGUAAUGGAACCAAACUGUAUACAACUUCAGCUGGUGAAACAAUCAAAGCGGAUUGCCAUUUCUUGUGUACUGGGAAGCCAUUGGGGUCUUCUUGGUUGAAAGGUACCAUUUUGAAAGAUCGAUUGGAUGAAUUAGGGAGGUUGAUUGUUGAUGAAAAUUUGAGAGUUAGGGGUAGGAAGAAUAUCUUUGCCAUUGGAGAUAUUACCAACAUCAAGGAAAUGAAGCAAGGUUAUUUGGCGAAAAAAGCAAGCAUCAGUUGCUGCUAAAAACCUACAAUUAUUGAUACGUGGAGGAGAUGAAAGCAAGAUGACAACAUACAAAAUGAGUUCAAGUCGUAAGGCGAUUGUUUCACUAGGUAGACAUGAUGCAGUGGCUCAAUUUCAUCUUACUACAUUGAUUGGGUUAAUCCCCGGAUUAAUCAAAUCCAAAGACUUACUUGUUGGUAAAACAAGAAAGGAAUUAGAACUCGAUUCUCGUGAUUGUGGAUUAUGUAAUUAAGGUACAUGAGGUUAUUCAUUUUUUAUUAUAUAAACAUGGUAUUUUUUCAUAUAAGAAUUUGGACUCAUAGAUUCAUGUGUAAACAAGUCGAACACUUCUCCAUAAUAUAUCAGUA